AUUCCACUGAACUCUCUCUCACGCGGCCCUCGUCCAUAUGCCUUCUCGUCACUCUGUCUCGUCAUCAGUGCAAAAAAAUUGCAAUUCCGGUUUGGUACAAUUUCGCAAUUUCGUCAUUCAUUCAAGCAUCACAUCGUAAAACGAUUAGUCGACCAGGUGUCGUUAAGUUUGUCGUAAAAGUUUAGAAGUUUAAGAUAACAUUUAAAGUUUAAAGUUAAUACAAAAUGAACGGAGAAGCGUUAAGUCUCGAGAGGAAGAAGACCCUGAUCACUCGAAAUCUGCAAGAAGUCUUGGGGGAGGAUCGGUUAGAUGCCUUGUUGAAGGAGAGGGAUGUUAAGAUUUACUGGGGGACUGCGACAACGGGGAAGCCUCACAUUGCGUACUUCGUACCAAUGUCAAAAGUUGCAGAUUUUCUGAAAGCUGGCUGCGAAGUUACGAUUCUCUUUGCUGACUUGCACGCUUAUCUGGACAACUUGAAGGCGCCAUGGUCGCUGUUGGCGUUGAGGACAAAGUAUUAUGAGGAAAUUAUUAAAGCCAUGCUGACCUCGAUUGGUGUUCCGCUGGACAAAUUAAAGUUUGUGAAGGGAUCCGAAUAUCAGUUUACAAAAGAAUACACGAUGGAUGUCUACAGAUUAUCAUCCAUGAUUUCCGAGCAUGACGCAAGAAAAGCUGGAGCAGAAGUUGUAAAGCAGGUGGAGCAUCCCUUGUUGUCUGGUCUCCUCUACCCAGGUCUGCAAGCCUUAGAUGAAGAAUAUUUAAAAUGUGACGCACAAUUUGGAGGAGUUGACCAAAGGAAAAUUUUUACCUUCGGUGAAAAGUAUCUCCCACAAUUAGGCUAUGCGAAAAGAGUGCAUCUUAUGAAUCCCAUGGUUCCUGGUCUUACUGGAGGGAAAAUGUCCUCGUCAGAAGCAGAGUCAAAGAUUGAUAUUUUAGACAGCCCCGAGGACGUGAAAAAGAAGUUGAAGAAAGCUUUCUGUGAGCCUGGAAAUAUUCAGGAUAACGGUGUCCUCUCUUUUGUGAAACAUGUGAUUUUCCCAAUUUUUGGAGAAAGUGGACCCUUUAUCAUCGAACGAACUGCUGAGAAUGGAGGAAAUUUGGAUUUCUCAAGUUUUGAUGCUUUAGAGCAAUCUUUCGCAAAACAAGAAGUGCAUCCUGGAGAUUUGAAAGAGUCGGUUGGCAAAUACAUUACUCGUCUCCUGGGCCCAAUUCGAGAUAGUUGGGCUGCUAGUAAAGAACUUCAAGAUUUAACUAAAACUGCAUAUCCUGACAUGUCCAAAGCAGUGAAAGAAGAUGUACUUGGUCCCAACAAGCUUGACAUUCGAGUAGGGAAAAUUGUCGAGGUUGAAAAACACCCAGAAGCAGAUUCUCUUUACAUUGAAAAAAUAGAUGUUGGGGAAGCUUUACCUAGAACAAUUGUAAGUGGACUGGCAAACUAUGUGAAAAUAGAAGACAUGAAGGAUCGGAUGGUAGUCGUCUUAUGCAAUUUGAAACCAGCAAAACUUAAAGGCAUCAUGUCUUCAGGAAUGGUUUUGUGUGCCUCUCAGGACGAACCAAAAGAUGUCGAACCACUGUUCCCACCAACCGGCGCCACGGCUGGUGAUCGCAUCCUUGUAGAAAACUACGAAGACGGAACUCCCGAUGAUGUACUUAACCCUAAGAAGAAAAUUUGGGAAAAACUUCAAGUCGAUUUGAAAGUACAUCCUUCAAACGUCGCUCAAUGGCAAGGAAAUAAUCUGUUUUCAAAGAGUGGUCCCGUUACCGCAAAACGACUUAGUAAUGUACCAAUUCGUUAAGGUUUAAUAAUUAAUAAUUUAGGCACCCUUUUUCCUUAAAUAUAUUUAAUUUACAUGAUACUACCUACAAUUAGAUCAUUUUUAACUAGCAGGCUACUUUUGUGAUUUUGUUCAUUUGGGUUAUUACUUUACUACAUUUCGUAGCACGUAAUAAUUUGACCGAUUGACCCGAGAAAUAAUUUGACAAUGGUUAAUUCGUGUAUACUCAUUCCUAUUAUUUUGGUUACCCUACACUAAUUUCCUUUAUUUAAUUUUUCUUGGAUAAUUUCGUCAAGAUAGAACGCUCAGUUGAAUGAAAUUAUUUACAUACGUUAGCUUUAAACUGGAGUUUUGAUUACAAACAAAAACGGGGUAAAUAAUUAGAAUAUUUAAAAUUAUGAAAACAAUUUUUUUGAUUGUCGCAACAGAUUUAUACUCGUAUCACACUAUACUAUGCAAUAAAUUAUCUAAGUUUCUACAAAACUUU
This is a messenger RNA of Folsomia candida, 2259 nucleotides long. RefSeq names its product tyrosine--tRNA ligase, cytoplasmic (gene TyrRS). Gene Ontology annotation, biological process: tyrosyl-tRNA aminoacylation. Lineage: Eukaryota; Metazoa; Arthropoda; Collembola; Entomobryomorpha; Isotomidae. Bases 225 to 1793 code for a protein of 522 amino acids. Gene Ontology annotation, molecular function: tRNA binding; tyrosine-tRNA ligase activity; ATP binding. The transcript is spliced from 8 exons. The record is from RefSeq and is a predicted model, not a curated record.